AUGCCCAAGAUCAAGGGCUUCGACGCCGCCUGGCUCGCCGACAAGACGGCACCAGGCCACAAGCUGUUCGCGCCAUCCAACGAUGCCCCCAAGAGCUCGCCCUUCUCCUCCAAGGCCAAGGUCAAGCCGGGCCCGACGCGCACCAUCGCCCGCUCCGGCUCCCAGGUCUUCGUCGCCGUGGGCAAGGAGAUCCGAUGGGCCGACCUCAUCGACCUGAGGGAGCGAUGGGCGGAAAAGACGACACGGGGCCGCUCCGGCGUGCGCAUCAAGCGCGAGGACUCGGCCAGUCUCGGCGACGAGGACGCUAUACGGUCUGCCGCUGAAGAUGGAUAUGUAGGGUUUCGUACAUUGAACGUCCCCGUUGGAUCCGACAUCAAGCAGCUGGUCAUAUCGCCCUUUUCAGACUACUUGGCUGUUCUCACGACACACACGGUGCGCAUCUGCGCCGUGCCGGACCUCGCAAACCUCUCACAGCCCACCAACGAUGUAAUCAAGCCCAGGUCGUGGACCCUCGGCCCUACCACACAUGUGGUCGACCGCUCGCCCAUCGCCUCUGCGCUUUGGCACCCGCUGGGCGUCAAUGGCUCUGCUCUUGUAACCGUCACCACCGAUGCCGUCGUGAGGGUUUGGGAGCUCUCACCCACCGACCGCUGGAGCUUUGAUCAGCCCUCGCUUACUAUUGACUUGAUUAAACUCGCAGACGGUACUUCCCUCGACCAGAAUUUCUCCGCCUCGGCCGACACCACUCGUAAAGGCUUCUCGGCCGAUUCUUUUGAGAUGGAUGUUGCUUCCGCUUGCUUUGCUGGUCGCGGAUCCGGCGGCUGGGCUCCCAUGACGCUCUGGGUCGCCAUGCGAGAAGGCGACGUCUACGCCCUGUGUCCUCUGCUCCCAAGCCGAUGGUCCCCCCCUCCUACUUUAAUUCCGUCUCUUUCGGUUGCCAUUGUUGGGAACCUGGCAGCUAUCGAAGAUGACCCAAAUGUGUCACCGGCUGCAAAGCUCUUGGCUCAGCAGCAGCUAGACUGGAUGACAGAUCUAGACAACCAAGAGCCCGCCGAGGUCAAAGGGCCUCCUGGAGAGAUCACCCCAGAAGUAUACUCCAGGCCCGAAAGACCAGGCAUCGUGCCACGAUUGCAAGGACCAUUUGAGCUGGAUAUGAGCGUCGACACCGAGGUGGACAUGGACGUGGAGCUGACCGAUAUUUUUGCCAUUGGGCAGAAACUCGACACUGACGAACUUAUGAUGGGAGAGGAUGAGGAACUGGAUAUCGAUGAUAUUGACCAAGAAGGGCUAUCGUUGAACGUCAUCUGCCUUCUGUCUUCCAGCGGUCAGUUGCGCAUAUGCUUAGACCUGGCUGGAGUCGAGGCUCAAUGGUUACCACCUCGGAAUAGGUUGAGGUUCAUCAGGCCUUCAGUGGAAGAUGAACGCGUUCCUACUCUUCUCACGUUCCAGACCUUGGACACCUUGAGUAACCUGGAGAUGACAGAGGAUGCUUGGCCCAUGUUCAGCCCCGAUGUCACUUCACGCUAUGCGUUCUACGUUACCCAUCCGUCCAGCAUCACCUAUGUCUCGUUGGCUCCUUGGGUCUUCCGCCUAGAAAGUGAGCUCCAAGGCGAUUCGGAAGCCGGUCUGGACUUCAGGAUCGACCUACUCGUCAAGGGGCAAAGCUCCACAAGGCAAAGACUCCACACCGUCCAGGGCGAGAGCUCACAUCCCAUUCCCGCAGUGGUGGCCAUCCGAGAUCCUGACCUGGGCUACCUACUAUUAACGGCCACCCCUUACGAACCCUUUACUAUUUUCUUCGACUCUCCCGAGUAUAACCUCGAUCCCGUCUAUUCUCCUUCGCCCAGCCCUGAUAAGGAGGUCGACGUUCAGCCUCUGGACUUCUACGAACCGCGCCCGGCUUUCCAGGCACCACAUGCCUUCGAGGAGAACUCGGCCCUGCCGGAGCUACUGGAACGACUGCGGUCAAGUCGGCAUAAAUCCAUUGUCGGCCAGGAGGUGCGCCUGUCGCCAGUGACACUCCAAAUAUUCACCGAUGCCCACCAGCUCCUGAGUGGAGAGACACACCGGUUGGGUAGCGCAGCCUCUGAACUGUUUAGGAGGCUGGAGAGUCUGCAGGUGGAACUCAGGCGACAGAUCACCAAAGCCAAUGAAGUCAAGGCCCGAGUGGACGCCAUCACAGGACAGGAUCAGGACCAGGACGGCCAGCCCGAGUCCAGCAACGCCGCCAUCGAGCGGAGGCUGCGCGCGGCCAAGGACAGGGGAGAGGCGCUCAGCCAGCGGCUGGAGAGGAUGCGCCGCACCGUGAGCAAGGCGACGAGCCGCGAGCUGAGCGACAAGGAGAAGGCGUGGAUCCACGAGGUCAAGAGCCUGGACGCUAAUAUCUCGGGCUCGGCGGCCAGCAGCGUCGCCGUCCCGGCAGAGGGGUCCUCACGCCUCAAGCAGCUUGGGAAGCGCUACGAGGAGGCCCUGUCGCUCAGGGACGAGCUGGUGCCUCAGGCUGAGAGCUUUGGCAGCAAGGCGGCCGAGGACGCAGAUGAUACCGGUGCUGCUGCCGCGUCCCCCGACAUUCGCAUCCCCUCGGAUCUCAGGAGGGCCAAGAUCAACCAGGUCACCAAGUUGCUCGAGCGCGAGACAGCCCUGGUUGAUGCGGUGAAGUCCAGGCUCGAGCGGCUGGCUGUGGGUAGCUAG
Neoarthrinium moseri is the source of this 2691-nucleotide messenger RNA. RefSeq lists its product as uncharacterized. Gene Ontology annotation, cellular component: nuclear pore. The coding region runs from base 1 to 2691 and encodes 896 amino acids. Gene Ontology annotation, molecular function: protein binding; structural constituent of nuclear pore. Gene Ontology annotation, biological process: ribosomal small subunit export from nucleus; protein import into nucleus; ribosomal large subunit export from nucleus. The transcript has 2 exons. The record is from RefSeq and is a predicted model, not a curated record. Lineage: Eukaryota; Fungi; Ascomycota; Sordariomycetes; Amphisphaeriales; Apiosporaceae.